CCCUAAAUUUCAACCGCUCUGCUUCGCUUCGGAUCCGAUUCGUGUAUGGAAUCCGGGAGAUUGAGUAGCUAGGGUUCGGUUCCAUGGGUGGGUGCUGUGGUUUUCUGCGGAUUAGGGCUUGGGAGAUCCCAAUUACUCUACCGGUGGUGGGGGUGCUGUAAGUUAUGGAUUGUGAGGUAGUGAGGUGUGCAUCUCCUGUUACUCAAGGCUCUCCGCAGCGCCACCCGUGGGUUGUUACUGCGAUCCGAGGUUGGUCAUGGAAAUUUGCCAGAUUAAUCUUGGACAAAGUCAUGAUGUGCUUGCAUAUAAGGUUGUUUGCACAGUUGAGUUCCCUGAACCCGGUGCUAAUUAGAUCGUCCGAGUACUAGCACUAGUUGUUUGGGAGUUAGAUUUGUGAAACUCAAUGCAUGAAAUGUAUUUGUCUAGUCUUCUGCAUUUCACCAUUCAUCUUUUUCUUUUUGUUCGUUAAAAAUCUUCAGGACUUUGAGCUCGGUUACUAACUUUGCAUGCUAUUUGUCUGCUUGUCCUCCAUACUCUUGUGCUGGACGAUGCUGUUAACUUACUCUUGGUGUUUCUCUUGGCAGUGCUGGCUGGACUCGCAUUUAUGUUCUCCACGAGCAUUCUGCUGCAAAUACUGGCAUGUGCUUUGUACAACAACUGGUGGCCUAUGUUAGCAGCUCUCAUGUAUGUCCUUAUACCAAUGCCAUGCCUGUUUUUUGGUGAUGGAUCCACACACUUUUUGACAAGCAGAGAAGGUGGAGGGUGGAUUAAUGCUGCAAAAUUCCUGACUGGUGCAUCUGCCAUGGGAAGCCUCGCUAUCCCAGCUAUUCUGAGGCACGCGGGCCUAAUUGAGACCGGUGCCAUGUUUAUCGAGUUCACAUCCUUCUUCAUCCUUGUAUGCACGGUCCUGUGCUUCCAUAGGGCUACCCUAGAUGAAGAUUGGUAAAUGUGCAUGCACGGACCCCAGAAGAAUAGCAAUUCUGUGGCCGCUUCUCUCCAUGCUAAGCAGAAAAAUUCCAGUUGGAAGUUAACAAUUAGCAUGGAUCUGUACAAAGAAGUGUAUUUGAAUCCCCUCGCUGAUGUUUUAUAUAGGCACUGUUUAAGAUCUGUGGUGAUGUGGCAAGGCAGAUGUUAUUUCGAUCACUUUGACAUCGCAGUCGCAUGUUUCUGUGGCGAAGGAACCCAAUCUGUGCAAAACAUGUGCAAGAGCCUGUACACGAUACACCAUAGUACUUCUUUGGGUGGCCGCUACAUUGCCUUAACAUGUUAUUCAAUGAAGUGGUGGAAACUUGAUGCUGAUA
Molecule: messenger RNA, 1301 nt
Organism: Panicum virgatum (switchgrass)
Lineage: Eukaryota; Viridiplantae; Streptophyta; Magnoliopsida; Poales; Poaceae
Product: vacuolar protein sorting-associated protein 55 homolog
Exons: 5
Coding region: 605-946 (113 amino acids)
Biological process (GO): late endosome to vacuole transport via multivesicular body sorting pathway
Cellular component (GO): endosome
Source: RefSeq, a predicted model, not a curated record